Molecule: messenger RNA, 990 nt
Organism: Salarias fasciatus (jewelled blenny)
Lineage: Eukaryota; Metazoa; Chordata; Actinopteri; Blenniiformes; Blenniidae
Product: organic solute transporter subunit alpha-like
Exons: 8
Coding region: 1-990 (329 amino acids)
Source: RefSeq, a predicted model, not a curated record
AUGGAGGAAACCCUGAACAACACCAUUCAUCCGGCUUGUUUGCGGAAAGACCCGCCACUGGCGGGUGACAUGCUGAAGCAACUGGACACGUUUGAAUUUUGCUUGUACGCGAUGCUCACCUUCAUGUCCUCGGUCUCCCUGCUGCUGUACCUGGAACAAUGCAUCUAUAUUUAUAAAAAACUUGACUACCCCAAGAAGACCACUCUGAUUUGGAUCAGUGGUGCAGCGCCAGUAAUCGCCACUAUGUCGUGCUUUGGGAUGUGGAUUCCACGGGCGGUGAUGAUCACAGACAUGACCUCAAACUGCUAUUUUGCAGUCGUGGUGUACAAAGUCUUGAUCCUGAUGAUUGAGGAAAUGGGGGGCAGCACGGCUUUUCUGAAGCGCUUCGGUGGUGAACCCUUUCGGAUCAACACCGGGCCCUGCUGCUGCUGCUGCUGCUGUUUGCCCCAUGUGCCCAUGUCCCGACGGAUGCUGUUCAUCCUGAAGAUAGGAAGCCUCCAGUACGCCAUCCUAAAAACAGUGCUCUCUGUUCUCUCCGUUGUUCUGUGGACAAAUGGUUACUUCGAUCUUUCAGAUCUAGAGAUCACUGGCACAGCCAUAUGGAUCAACCCAUUCAUCGGUGUCCUGACCAUCACCUCCCUCUGGCCUGUCGCUAUCAUCUUUAUGAACAUAAACAGAUUCCUGCGCAGCCUGAAAAUGGUACCCAAGUAUGCCAUGUACCAACUGAUACUCGUGUUGAGUCAGCUGCAGACAUCAAUCAUUAACAUCCUGGCCUUAGACGGAACCAUCGCCUGUGCUCCUCCACUCUCCUCUCAAGCUCGUGGAUCCAUGCUGAGUCAGCAGAUGAUGAUCAUGGAGAUGUUUAUAAUCAGCCUGAUCACCCGCUCGUUCUACCAUCGCACAUAUGACCCGCUUCCCUGCGAGGCGCAUGACAACGAAGAGAACAAAAAGACUGACCUGCAGGCAGCUCUCAUCGAGCGCGACGUCUAG